UGGACCGCGGGAUCUUUUAAUCUAAGUAUACAGUUGGAUUAUACACCUACAACUAGAAACUGUAGUUUGCGGCUGCAGACAUGUUGGCAAAAUGAAAGCAUGACUUGUGGAGCCAACGUGUCGGUCUACACAUCACAUCACCGCUCCAAAAAGCUAGCAGUGUUAAUUAUUUUAAACAUCAACACUUCACUCUUUGUCAUAGACACAGCAGAGCAAAGCUCAGAUUCAACAAUGAAGGAUACCACCAAGAACUCAACUUACAGUCCCGAGCAAAUACUUAUGCAUGCAGUCAAGAAGCAAAGAGCAGGAAGUGGAGGUCUCGGGAAUGCUGUGAAAGUACUCCAGGAAGAAGAAGAAGAAGAAGAAGAUCACUCGCGUGAAGAAGAAGAAGAACAAGAAGAAGAAAAAACACCUCAUGAUGAUGAAAAUGAUCAUGAUGAUGGUGAUGAUGAUGAGGAAGAUGCAAAAUAUUGUAGACGUGGGUUUGGUCAUGGAUACCAUCUAGUGAAAGGCCAAAUGGGCCAUGGCAUGGAAGAUUACAUCGUGGCCGAUACAAAAACAGUUAAAGGCCACAAGCUUGGGUUGUACGCCAUAUUUGAUGGACACUCAGGCCGUACUGUUGCGGAUUACUUGCAGAACCAUCUUUUUGAUAACAUCUUGAGUCAGCCGGAUUUUUGGAGAAGACCUAAGAAGGCAAUCAAGAGAGCGUAUAAACUCACGGACGACUACAUUCUGAGCAAUGUGGUUGGCUCACGAGGUGGCUCCACGGCGGUAACGGCUAUAGUCGUUGACGGUAAGAAACUUGUGGUUGCAAACGUUGGAGAUUCAAGAGCAGUCCUGUGUCGUGGAGGUGAUGUAGUCAAACAACUUACGGUUGAUCAUGAGCCUGAGAAAGAGAGAGACCUUGUAGAGAAGAAAGGCGGCUUCAUCUCCAAAAAGCCAGGUAAUGUUCCAAGAGUGGAUGGACAACUAGCAAUGACACGUGCGUUUGGAGAUGGACGUCUUAAAGAACAUAUUAGUGUGAGGCCGGACAUAGAGAUUGUCGAGAUC
Messenger RNA from Raphanus sativus (radish), 1050 nucleotides. RefSeq names its product probable protein phosphatase 2C 28. The record is from RefSeq and is a predicted model, not a curated record. The annotation marks the transcript as partial. Lineage: Eukaryota; Viridiplantae; Streptophyta; Magnoliopsida; Brassicales; Brassicaceae. Gene Ontology annotation, cellular component: cytosol; nucleus. Gene Ontology annotation, molecular function: protein serine/threonine phosphatase activity. The transcript has 7 exons. Gene Ontology annotation, biological process: protein dephosphorylation.